Molecule: messenger RNA, 1441 nt
Organism: Xenopus laevis (African clawed frog)
Lineage: Eukaryota; Metazoa; Chordata; Amphibia; Anura; Pipidae
Product: zinc finger and BTB domain-containing protein 8B-like
Exons: 3
Coding region: 245-1348 (367 amino acids)
Source: RefSeq, a predicted model, not a curated record
GAAACGAGACUUGUGAUGUCGGGAGAAGCUGUCCUGCUGGAGUCUAAGCGCUGGGUAUUAUCGGGUUUGCGGGGCGUUGAAGCAGCUUUCCGGGACUGCGGACUGAGUUAAGAAAAGAGGGACUGUUGGGCGGUGUGAUAGACUUGCCUUACAUUAGCGACUCACUCGCCUAGCGGCUAACCCGGCCCUGUAUGCAUCUGCCUUAGCUUGUGUGUUUACUAGGAGAUAUUUUUGUGUUGGAGCCAUGGAGAUGUCAUCAUAUUAUACCAAACUACUUGGGGAAUUAAAUGAACAGAGGAAGAGGGAUUUCUUCUGUGACUGCAGCAUAAUUGUAGAGGGCCGAAUUUUCAAAGCCCACAGGAAUGUUUUGUUUGCGAACAGUGGUUAUUUUCGAGCCAUGCUAGUUCACUAUAUUCAGGACAGCGGGAGACACAGCACAGCCUCUCUGGAUAUUGUCACAUCAGAGGCAUUCUCUACCAUCCUGGACUUUCUUUAUUCAGGCAAGCUGAACGUGUGUGGAGAAAAUGUAAUCGAAGUUAUGAGUGCGGCUAGUUAUCUGCAGAUGACAGAUGUGGUCAACUUCUGUAAAGCCUAUAUCCACUCUUCAUUAGACAUAUGCCGGAAGAUUGAGAAGGAAAGUUCCUUUGGACAGGCAGACAGUGGCAGUGAUGGCAUAAAUAGUGGAAGAGAAGCAGAGCUGGGGGCCUCACCUGAGAAAGAAAAUGACAGUGACUGCCAGAAAGAUCCACCCGGUGGCGACUGCAGUAGUUGCAACUCUAUAGAGCUGAUGGUAAAACAUCACCCAACCGACGGCUCCAAUGAAAGUAAAAGUUCCAACAAAGCAGUAGAACCAAAAGAGGAAUUUGACUCUGAUGUUGUGGAGGUGUCAGAGGGUGUACAAACCUACCAUAUUCCUACAGGACUGGAACAGGGAGAGGAAGGUCUGCAUUCUGCAUCUGGGGUUGAUAUAGCAUGCAAUAACUAUCACAUGAAGCAAUUUCUUGAGGCUCUUUUGAGAAAUAGUUCUUCCCAGAGGAAGGAUGAUGCAGUGCAUCAUUUUCCACGGGACUUUGAAUCUCGUCAAGAAGAUACUGGUGUCCCAAUGAGCUCUAUGAUGGAUAUUCAAGGUGACUGUUUUGGGGAAGACACAGGGGAUGUCCUAGUUGUUCCUAUCAAGCUGCACAAGUGUCCAUUCUGUCCAUACACAGCCAAGCAGAAAGGGAUCCUGAAACGCCACAUCCGUUCUCACACUGGUGAGCGGCCUUAUCCCUGUGACGUUUGUCGGAAAAGAUUUACCCGACAGGAGCACCUGAGAAGCCAUGCACUGACUGUGAGUAUAUGCAGCUGACUAAAGGAAAUCCGUUCUUAACUAGGCUUUUUAUUCAUACAAUCAACUAAAUUACUGUACCCUGCAUUUAUUAGCAUUAGUUCUUAUGAUUGU